Pteronotus mesoamericanus is the source of this 3207-nucleotide messenger RNA. RefSeq names its product COP9 signalosome subunit 2 (gene COPS2). Gene Ontology annotation, cellular component: COP9 signalosome. The record is from RefSeq and is a predicted model, not a curated record. The coding region runs from base 57 to 1409 and encodes 450 amino acids. NCBI's taxonomy places the organism in Eukaryota, Metazoa, Chordata, Mammalia, Chiroptera, Mormoopidae. Gene Ontology annotation, biological process: protein deneddylation. Gene Ontology annotation, molecular function: protein binding. The transcript has 13 exons.
AUUGUGGGAGGAGGUUGUCUCCAAUUUCUCCUCCCCCUCCCCCUUUCCCGGCCAAGAUGUCUGACAUGGAAGAUGAUUUCAUGUGCGAUGAUGAAGAGGACUACGACCUGGAAUACUCAGAAGAUAGUAACUCCGAGCCAAAUGUGGAUUUGGAAAAUCAAUACUAUAACUCCAAAGCAUUAAAGGAAGAUGACCCAAAAGCAGCAUUAAGCAGUUUUCAGAAGGUUUUGGAACUUGAAGGCGAAAAAGGAGAAUGGGGAUUUAAAGCACUGAAACAAAUGAUUAAGAUUAACUUUAAGUUGACGAACUUUCCAGAAAUGAUGAACAGAUAUAAACAACUAUUGACCUAUAUUCGAAGUGCAGUCACAAGAAAUUAUUCUGAAAAAUCCAUUAAUUCUAUUCUUGAUUAUAUCUCCACUUCCAAACAGAAUUCUGAUUUUUUAUGUCAGAUGGAUUUACUGCAGGAAUUCUAUGAAACAACACUGGAAGCUUUAAAAGAUGCUAAGAAUGAUAGACUGUGGUUUAAGACAAACACAAAGCUCGGAAAGUUGUAUUUAGAACGGGAGGAAUAUGGAAAGCUUCAAAAAAUUUUACGCCAGUUACAUCAGUCCUGCCAGACUGAUGAUGGAGAAGAUGACCUGAAAAAGGGUACACAGUUAUUAGAAAUAUAUGCUUUGGAAAUUCAAAUGUACACAGCACAGAAAAAUAACAAAAAACUUAAAGCACUCUAUGAACAAUCACUUCACAUCAAGUCUGCCAUCCCUCAUCCACUGAUCAUGGGCGUCAUCAGAGAAUGCGGUGGUAAAAUGCACUUGAGAGAAGGUGAAUUUGAAAAGGCACACACUGACUUUUUUGAAGCCUUCAAGAAUUAUGAUGAAUCAGGAAGUCCAAGACGAACCACUUGCUUAAAAUAUUUGGUCUUAGCAAAUAUGCUAAUGAAAUCGGGAAUAAAUCCAUUUGACUCACAGGAGGCCAAACCAUACAAAAAUGAUCCAGAAAUUCUCGCAAUGACGAAUUUAGUAAGUGCCUAUCAGAAUAAUGACAUCACUGAAUUUGAAAAGAUUCUGAAAACAAACCACAGCAACAUCAUGGAUGAUCCUUUCAUAAGGGAACACAUUGAAGAGCUUUUGAGGAACAUCAGAACACAAGUGCUCAUAAAAUUAAUUAAGCCUUACACAAGAAUACAUAUUCCUUUUAUUUCUAAGGAGUUAAACAUAGAUGUAGCUGAUGUGGAGAGCUUGCUGGUGCAGUGCAUAUUGGAUAACACUAUUCAUGGCCGAAUUGAUCAAGUCAACCAGCUCCUUGAACUGGAUCAUCAGAAGAGGGGUGGUGCCCGAUAUACUGCACUAGAUAAAUGGACCAACCAACUAAAUUCUCUCAACCAGGCUGUAGUCAGUAAACUGGCUUAACAGAGAACAAGCUUUUACAGACGUACUUAAGGCAACAGUGCAGAGAUGUAAUUCUUAAAAGAACUGGGAAUGGCAAAACUACUGUCGGUUGAUGUGUCCUGAAAAUUAUUGGAGUUAAUGGCAGAAGUGCUUUUUUUGAUCAACUGGUUUGUGUUUUGCUGCUGCAUUUAUCCCAAGAAAAACAGCUUUAAUCUCCAGAAGAAAACCAAAAUGCCAUGGGAUUUAUGCUGUAUUGACAUCUUGCCCUAAACAUACAACAUCAUAGUAAUUUGUCAUGGGCAACAUGACCAGAGAGAAGAUUUUUGUCAUGAUUUUAAAUACACUGACAUGCUACUGUUGGUUAAAUUUAAACAUGUUUUACCUACAGAAAUUCUCUCACAAAUAACCUGCAAUAACUUGAAAUGCAUACCCUUUUGAACACUUCCUUUUCUCAUGUAUAAAUUAAAAUGUUUGCUGCAUUUUGCAAAAUGUCAAUUCUCCACAAAUGUGUCCAUAUAUUUCUGUACCUGCAGUGUAGUAAAGGAUUAGAUGAAACCCCACAAUUAUAGUGGCAUACUGUCACUUAGGUUUCAAGCAGCAAAAUAAACAGUGCAGCUCAGAAAUUGUAGUUUGGUUCUUGAUGUGUUUUUAUUACACUUGGGGUUUUUGUUUUGUUUUUUAGUACCUUAGGACUUUCAAAUUUUAUCUUCAGUUAACAAUUUUUAAAAGCCUGGCAGCAAAUAAGUUUAGUUGUUUGCUUUCAAGUUUUUAAAAUAAAUCUUUAUUGAUAAAGUAAGUAAAAACUAGUUUCUAACAAAACACUUCCAUAUUACUUUUAACAGUGAUGCUUUAAAGGAAUAAAUUUUUUUAAGAAUGAUACUCCUUUUUAAAAUAAUAAAUUCUAACUCUCAGAAUGUUCACUUUAAACAAAUAUGCCAGAACAUAGACAGCUAAAUGAAUGUUACCCUACAUAGUGAUUAUCCUGGAAAAUUAUUUACUAAUCCCAGCAAUUUACCAUUGCUCAAAAUCUCGGGUUUUGCUCUUUUAGAAUUGCAUUCAUAGCUAAUUUAAGUCACACAGAGUAUUCACUUUAUGAUUACACAUUGUUUUAAAAGAAAAGUACUACCAAGCUCGAUCAUCUUAUAGUUAUCAUUAUUUGGCACAAAAUGACUUUUAACAGUUUACAAAAAAUAAAUCAGUUUUUGAGGUAAUCAUAGAAAGUACGCAGCUGGCUUUGGAGGCAAUCCCAAAAGAGUUUUUAAAGGUAUUUUGAGCAGUGGUAGCAUAGUUAAGAGAAUGAACUGUGGCUGUCCAAGGUGACUGACUACCUUAAAGGAGACACAGCUCAUUUGAAUGUAUUGAGUUUUGGAUGUAUUUGUUUCAUUAAAAAAAAAAAAAAAUCACAUUAUUUUAUAGCGUCAAAGGAAGAACUAAGAUUAAGAUAAUUUCUUUGGUUUUUCUAUUGCUUUGUUAUUAUGUAAAAAGAAGUGAGUAGCAGUUCAGAAGGAAAACUGUUUGUUGUAACUGAAGAAUGACAGCCAAGAAUUUUUGAUCAUUAAAUCAGAUUUUAUAAACAGUGUAAGGAGCAUGGACUUAAAACAAGGCAUGCUUAUUCAGUUUUGUCAAAAUUUUACGAAAAUAUGUGAUAUAUAUUUAUACUAAAACUAUAUAAUCCAUAGGUUUAGGAAAGCAAUCAGUUAAUGUCUUCAGCAGAUUAAAGCAGUAUUAAAUAACAGGUACAAGUUGGAUAUUGUAGAAAACAAAGAAAACAAAAGACAAAAUGUCUUUGGUAGGGAAUAAAAAAGUUUAAGAUAUAAAA